AUCUCUUGCAGACUUGUUUUUCAGGGAGAAACACUUCUCAACAUCAGAAAUUGAUCUUUGCAUUUUUUUUCUUCAUGGAAUUUUCCCAUGUAGAAAUUUCAGACGUUACUUCUACACCGAUGAGAAAAAUGGCGAAUCUCAGUGGGAUUACCCUGAGGCAAAACCUGUAGCAAACUCAGUACCCAAUAGCCAAUCAGAAGUGUCGUCUUCCAACGAGCCAGCCAUUCCGGAAGUGGCCCCACCGAGCCCGAAACCGAAGCCACCACCCCCACCUCUUCCUCCAGAUGAAGAAGAGCCAGUGCUGUAUGGCCCUCAGCUUCCUCCCACUACAACUGUCUCCCUGCCCACUGAGGAGGAAAAUCUUGCCAGUGAAAUUGAUGGCGAACCCAUGGCACCAGAUAGCUCAGAUGAAAUGCCCCCUGAAGAACCACCUAAGCCACCAGAGCUUGAACCUUCUGAACCUCUGAAAGAAGAUCUACCAGUGUUUCCUGGAGAACCCCCACCUCCUGGAACUGAAGUUCUGUUUGGUCUGCCACCUCCCCCACCUCCCUCGGAACCAUAUCCUGGGGAUGACGAAACCAGCUACAGUGUGGAUCAUGACUCACCAGAAGAUGCCGACAUGGAUGUGGAUGAUCCAGACACACCCACAUCAACAGAUGCUGAAGACUGUGUGACGUCCUCCCAUCCAGACUACAUUCUUCCAUCCAUCUCUGUCUCUUCCUCAUCUGACAUAUCAUCUGUCUCACACCACUCAACAGAAGCUCUGGAGAGUGCCCCAGUCAUAUACCGGGCUCCGCAACUAAAUGUUGCUGCUUCGUCUUCAUCAAUAUCUGCCAUUCCAUCAGCGUCUGCCUCUUCAUCAGUGAUCUCAGCGUCAUCAACUGUAGCAGUUCCUCCAUCGAUGGUGGCGGGUCCAGCAGUGAUAACAUCGCAGCCAGUAGUUCCAGCUGAGGCUGCCAUGCCGAGUUGUGUUCCCCAGAGUUCAGUGCCCAUUGACAUGUUUGCCAGCACUACUGUGAGCGAGGAGAUCUCGAGCACCUCCUUGAUGGAAACCCCAGCUUCCCUUCCCCUUCCGCCUCCACAGCCAGAGGUAGAGAAAGGACAAAAGGAGAAGAAAAAGAAGAAGAAAGAUAAGUCCAUCAGUAGCAGCAGCUUGUCCCUGAAGAAGAAGAACGUGUCAUCGCUGGUGCAGAAGUGGCAGCAGGUGAAGGUGCAGGUAGAGGAGGAGGAGAAGGUGAACGAGGAGCGGCAGAUGGCCAUCAGACAGAAACUGGAGGAGUGGAAGAGGGAGCAGGCACACAGCUGAGACAUGGGAACAUUCUACACUUUUUCUGUUGCUGUUGCCCAACCCUUCUCAAUAGUCCCCACAGUAUACACAGCAACAUCCAGCACCACGAUGGGGAAUCAUUAUCUCAUCAUGGACACCGUCACAAUGGUUCCUGUGGAAUACACAAAACUCUACUGUUCCUGGCAAACAAGAAUGUCCUCUACAGCUUUCCCUUAGGCAAGAAAUGCAGACCCAGUUGCACAAUGAGGACUGUGAUAGCGAGAGGUGUGUGUCUGUGCACCACCCAAAUCACAAUGUGCCCGAAAAGAUGGGUGUGCACAGCACGUUGGGUGACUCCCUCAGAUCCACCAGUGAGAGACUAUUCAUGCUGUGAACUGUAUUCCUGAUGUAGUCUGUCAGUACAACCCUCAGUAUGUGUGUUAUGAUGUAGUUUUAUAUAUUGGACACACGUGCAAACUGUAUGUAGCAUAAACAGUGCUCUGUCAGCCGGAUGGGCCCACACUAUCGAGAUCAUCCUGUUACAGUUCAGUUCAAUUUUGGUUACAGAGGAAUUAAUUUUCAUUUGAUCUAUAAUGUCAUAUCUUUCAGGAUCUGAUUAUUUCCAUGAUUUUAAGUUGCACCACUCAGCUUCAACUGACAGACAUAAAGGACUCAUGUUGUUUGAAGUUCCACACGAAUAAGAAACAUAUCAGCAGGCAUCGGAAGAGUUUGUAGUCUGUCAACACUACACAAUCCUGCUGAUGUGACGUUAAAUGUUAACUCACAACAUCGGGCAGGGCAAGGAGACGAGAACAGGAGGGUUUAAAGAGUUCUGUAUGAUGUGUGAUUACAGUCAGUGCUGUAUGUGCUUAAAUCAAUCAUUAGAAUGUACUAGAAUAGUACACUACAUAGAACUGACUUUGUUUUCUAUGACGCCACCUUCUCGAGUUCCAGUGACAAUAUCCUCAGCAUUGCAUGUAACAAAUAGUCAGUAUUCAACCAUACAGUCAUGGAUAGUGCACAUUUGCUGUUUCAGCAGUAUUCUCUGACUCAGUUGUAUUGUUA
This is a messenger RNA of Haliotis rubra (blacklip abalone), 2332 nucleotides long. RefSeq names its product formin-binding protein 4-like. The record is from RefSeq and is a predicted model, not a curated record. NCBI's taxonomy places the organism in Eukaryota, Metazoa, Mollusca, Gastropoda, Lepetellida, Haliotidae. The coding region runs from base 389 to 1306 and encodes 305 amino acids. The transcript is spliced from 5 exons.